UCUUCCUCACCCAUCACCCAUCUGCUCUUUCUAGAUGAGGAUAUUUCCCAAGGACUUCCAUUUGGUGCUUUUUGUAUUCAUUCCUGUUGCAGAGCUGAGCUGAGCAAAAGCAAGCCUCUCAACCCAACAGAAGUAAGGACACAUGCGUCCACCCGGCAGAAACGCAGCCCUGACCCUUCAUUCCUGAUGAAUGGAUGAUCGUGCCCACCAGUCCAAAAACCAUGUCCUCUCUAUGACGGUUACUUGUUAAGCUAACCCUGCAUGCCAGAAGACUGUCCUUGGUUGAUCCAAGGGCUUUUGGGGACUCCGGCCUCUCCCCAGUUUUUCUGUGUGUGUGUGUUCCUCUAGAACUUUCAAAACUGUUUCUCCAAAGGGUUUUGCAGAAACUUAGACUGUUUUCUAAAGCAGAAGCACCUCAGUCCACAGCAGUAGUGAUGGGCAGCGUGCGAACCAACCGCUACAGCAUCGUGUCUUCGGAAGAGGACGGCAUGAAGCUGGCAACCAUGGCCGUUGCCAACGGCUUUGGGAAUGGAAAGAGUAAGGUACACACCAGACAGCAGUGCAGGAGCCGCUUUGUCAAAAAAGAUGGCCACUGCAACGUCCAGUUUAUUAACGUGGGUGAGAAGGGACAGCGAUACCUGGCAGACAUCUUCACCACUUGCGUGGACAUCCGCUGGAGGUGGAUGCUAGUUAUCUUCUGCCUGACUUUCAUCCUCUCCUGGCUUUUUUUUGGCUGUGUGUUUUGGUUGAUUGCACUGUUGCAUGGAGAUCUGGAGAAUCAAGAAAACAGCAAACCUUGCGUCUCUCAAGUGAGCAGCUUCACCGCAGCCUUUCUGUUCUCCAUUGAGACCCAGACCACGAUCGGCUAUGGUUUCAGGUGUGUCACAGACGAGUGCCCCAUCGCAGUUUUCAUGGUGGUUUUCCAGUCUAUAGUAGGCUGCAUCAUUGAUGCCUUCAUCAUUGGUGCUGUCAUGGCAAAGAUGGCUAAGCCAAAAAAGAGAAAUGAAACUCUAGUCUUCAGCCACAAUGCCGUGGUGGCCAUGAGAGAUGGAAAACUGUGCCUGAUGUGGCGUGUUGGAAACCUGAGGAAAAGCCACUUGGUGGAGGCACAUGUGCGAGCGCAGCUCCUCAAGUCCAGGAUCACGUCGGAAGGGGAGUACAUCCCCUUGGAUCAAAUAGACAUCAAUGUAGGGUUUGACAGCGGGAUAGACCGCAUAUUCCUGGUCUCCCCAAUUACGAUAGUACAUGAAAUAGAUGAAGACAGUCCUUUGUAUGACUUGAGCAAACAAGACAUGGACAAUGCUGACUUUGAAAUUGUAGUAAUAUUAGAGGGCAUGGUGGAAGCUACCGCCAUGACUACCCAGUGCCGUAGCUCAUAUCUGGCAAAUGAAAUCCUCUGGGGCCACCGCUACGAGCCCGUACUCUUUGAAGAGAAAAACUACUACAAAGUGGACUAUUCCAGGUUCCACAAAACAUACGAAGUGCCCAACACACCCAUCUGUAGUGCCAGAGACUUAGCGGAAAAGAAAUACAUUCUCUCUAACGCAAACUCCUUUUGCUACGAGAACGAAGUGGCCCUCACCAGCAAAGAGGAGGACGAGAUUGACACUGGGGUGCCUGAGAGCAUGAGCACAGACACCCACCCGGACAUGGACCACCACAACCAAGCAGGGGUGCCUCUAGAGCCACGGCCGCUACGGCGGGAGUCGGAAAUAUGACUGACAAACUCUUCCUCUCUCUUUCGGUUGAAAGGAAAAAAAACACAAACCACAUCUAUCGGUCAAAGGCACGUUGACCUGAGAAGUUGGCCCAGAACAGUUUUCAGACAACGGUACUGUUGAAGAGUGGGGUGAAGGCAAGCAGACCUGAGAAACCCAGGCUGGUUUUAGGGCUGUCCUGAGAGGAGGGACGACAGAAAAUGAACUCUAAACACAAAGCACUAAACAUGUCUAAGUAUGAACAGAAGGCACAUAUGUUGUAGAAUAAAUUAUGUAUAUAUUUUUUUACAAAACUUGAACUUGCAGGCAAGCUUUGGUUGGGUUAUUAUUAUUUUUUUUCAACUUUUUCCAGAAUGCUUCUCUCUAGGGAACAAGAAUGUUUUUAAUGGCAUAACAAAGGCAAGAUUCUGCCUUAUUAUUAUUAUUAUAAUUAUUUUUUAAAGAGCUGCUGCUAACUACAUGAACACAAAUGGUUAUUUUUGUUGCAGUGUAGUUUUUAUUUUCUCUUGUGUAAUUUAAAAAAAAAAAAAAAAGAAAAAAAAGUCAGUGUUGAACUUUUUGGGUUGAAAAGCUCGCGAUCACUUCAGAGGGGCCGAUGUUGCCAGAAAGUCUAAAUUCCUUUUGAGGCCAGUAGUUUGAUAGCAAGAAUCAAUUUCUCUCUUUCCAAUUACAUAAGGGGCAUUACGUAAUAUCAGGCCAAUCAGGAGCCUCCAGCAAAAUUAUGAUUUUUGGGGGGAGAAUUUAAUUCUAAAGGAAAAACGAAAUAAAAAAUAUAUAUAUACACACAUAGAAAAAGUACUAAGUUAAAACUACCUAAAUGGAUACCAAAGAAAAUGCACAGUUUUGCACAGUGGAGUUUAUUUACAAAAAAAAAAAAAAAAAAAAAAGAAAAAAAAAAGAAAAGUAAAAAAAGAAAAGGAACAGGCUGCUUUAAACAAAAAAAAAUUUCAAACCUCAGACACUUUUUUUGGUUUUGUUUUUUGUUUUUUUUUUCUCUUUUCUUUUCAAGACCUUUAUUUUGCACCUUAUUCUAAAAGCUUAAGACUGGGAUCUAAAGUGAGCUAGGGCUCCUCCCCUUCCCCCCUGCUCUUCCAUGGGGAUAUAAACUCCCUUCCUUUCUUAUAAAGAGAAGGGCGGUUGGGGCAAGGCAAAGAAGCCGACAUCUCUCCUCGCCGCUCGCCCGCUGAGCCGGGCUGCCGCAGCAGGUCCAGCGUCGGUGCGGACAUUCCCAACCCGGCGCUGGACCUCGGCGCUGAGCCAUUCUCCUGGAAACUGAGCCACCCUCGGCGCCCACCCCAGCCCCGUGGCUGCCCUGGUGUCACCAGUUAAACCACGCCAGGGCCGGGCCGAGCCGCCGGGCCGCGGCGGGGGCUGUCGCUGCUGGAGCGAUAGGCGCAGACGAGCCGAGCAAUAGAGAAAUCCCCAGGAAGAGGGUUUGGUUUUUUUUUUUUUGGAAGAGGAAGGGAGAGGGUAAGAGCGAGGAAGAAAAGAACUUUUCCAACACGGCGCUUGGGGAUGGCGUGGGGAUUGUGGCAUUUUGUAAAAAAUGCUUCUCUUCAGCAGGGCCAGGGUGUCAGAAAAAGCGUAUUUUCCUGCUCAUUUGGGGAGGACGAGGCUGCAAAGCGAGACCCGUCUCCUGCUGAGCGGUCGGCGGAUGAGACGUGUCUCCGAGCUCCCAGCGGGUUUUGUGACCUCCUGCGAAGCUCCGGCUCGAGCGGUAUUUUGGCUCCUUCACCCCGAAGGCUUUAAAUUCCCGGUGCCUCUAAGACGAAGGAGGCAGCGAGCCUGGGCUUCACGCCUGCUCCCCGAGGAGCAGGGCGAGAGGGGUGGCGGUGGGGACGAUAAUCCUAGUCAACUCUUGCAGUAUUGGAUCACUGUAUGCCAUUAAAAAACAGCUUGUUCUAGGUCUAAUGUCUUCUGCAAACGGAUAUCUGUGAAGGCCUCCGGCCCCUUCCAGCCCUGCCUGAAAGAAAUGCCUGCAAUGAACUGGUUUCUGAUAAGACGGUAUCUGCAGUUGGGUGGGUUCGAGACUGUGGAAAUUCGACAUUGUAAACACAGAUUUGGCUACUAGAGAGGGCAGAUGAUGAAGUGCAAGUACUGAGGCUGUUACUGGGGUGGGGGGACGUAAAAGAAAGGAAAGGCUGAACAUAUAAAGGCGAUUUGAUUGCAGUUUCUGGGUCAACAGUAGCGAAGACAACUGAGUGCUGCUAGUGCUGCUAUUGUGAUACUCGUGUAAAAGGAAAAUAACUAAACCAAAGAGUAUUCAGUGGAACAGAGGGUGCGUGGAAACGCGAUGGGGAAGGGGUGGAAAAGGGCGGCUGAGCGGGAGAAAGGGGACUUUUUCUCCGGGUCGGCGUCCCCCAGGUGCACAGUGCUCCCACUACGUGAUACUUGAGAUGUUCGAGGGAGGGGUGAGAGACGGGGGGACGGGGAAACGCAGGAUUCGGUUUGUUUCUUUAAAGCAAAAGAAAUUCAGAGGGAAAAAAAAAAAUAAAUAAAAUCCCCUCCCCCUUAACACUUCUGGUGCAGAGGUUUGGGGUUUUUGUUUUGUUUUGUUUUGUUUUGUUUUGUUUUUCAAGUCAGUUUUUCAGAAAUAUUUUUAAAAUGUACAUUUUAUAAAGUUUAUCAAGUAUUUUCAUAUUUAAAGCCAAAUGUAAAUAGAAGUCUGUAAAGGAGGACAAGGAGAAGAAGAAAAGGAAAAGCCACAAAAAGUAUAAAUUCUGCUCGGCAGUCUCGGCUAGCUAGUACCUAGAUGCUACCGGUUAGCAUGAUUUUUAGCAAAUACUUGCAAGCCUUAUAGGAUUCCUAAUGCUAUGAACUUCUCUUUAUUUAUUUUUAAGCAUGGACUUUCCAUUUGAGAACAUGUUCUAGUUACUGGCAUUUUUAAAAGUUACCAGCUUUCCAAGUGCUAGUCUUGUCAAGGGUGUGCAUGGAGGUAAUCCAUUACACUCUCUGCCGCAUUCUUUUUUUUUUUUUUUUUUUUUUUUUUUUAAAUAACCCUUUGUCUUUGCCGAUUGAAUCUCACAUUGCAGAAUUGCACUCGGCCUCUGGCUCCGGGAAGCUGCUAGGAAGAGACCUGCAAUGUACACUCCAUGGUACCCUUCCCCCUUGUCCAUCAUUUCUGUAUUUUCUCAACUCGCCGCGGUAAACCCGGUGUAGGACAGACUAUCGUAGCACACUUCUACAGCAGCAAAUUGGGUUAGUCAUUUUUUUAAAAAUGUUAUUUUUAAGGACUAGACAGUGACUGACAGCGUUUCUUCAGUUCCCGACGAUCCUGGGCCAAGCUGAUGCUUAAUUAGGAGCCCUUUAAACUGACUGAGCUCUACCCGCAGGCUCCAACAGGCGUUGGUUCCGCCUCUUUAUCAAGGAUAAAGUUGGCUCAACUGGCUCGCACAGAAGGUUUAUACUGUAUUUCGCUUAGGGUCUGGGGGGGAAUAUGUUAUUUCUGCCCUUCCCUGAAAAUACUUGAAUGAGACACAUUGUCUAAAACAUAAUACUGCGUACAGUGACAAAAGAGCAUUUCCGAGGCAGGUGGGGAUGGAUCGCGUCUUUCCUCUGUCUCUUCCGUGCGAGUUGUCCGUGGUUAAGUAGCAAGGGUAGAAAUCACUACUUAUUAGCCGCGUUUAACGAUCCUCUCUCCCAGCCAUGAUAAACUUCUGUGGUGGUAGUUCAGCACUCGCUCUUCUCGGAAAAGACAAAGGGUCCAGAUGUUUUAUUUGUUCUCUUAGGUCUUCUUUUUCAUAAUGGAUUACAAGGUAAAACUGAGAAGUACUGUAAUGUCUUUAAAUUAUGGCUGCUCACGACCAUUGUAAAGUAGAAGGGUGCUGCAUAGUUGCCAUCCCACAGCCCACGAGAAACUGACUUUGUAACGACUUUUGGCCUGCAGCUAUUGUAAGGUGAACAAUCGAGGCAUCUGACAGUUGUCCAUUACUAUUUUCCUGUUUGCAGCCUUUUUGUAUCAAAGUCUUCCUAAUGUACUGCACAAAUUGUGGAUUGUACAGAUUUUUAUAUAUUAUGUCUUAUUUUAUUAUUUCUAAAUAAAUA
Molecule: messenger RNA, 5762 nt
Organism: Chroicocephalus ridibundus (black-headed gull)
Lineage: Eukaryota; Metazoa; Chordata; Aves; Charadriiformes; Laridae
Gene: KCNJ2
Product: potassium inwardly rectifying channel subfamily J member 2
Exons: 2
Coding region: 435-1718 (427 amino acids)
Biological process (GO): regulation of monoatomic ion transmembrane transport; potassium ion import across plasma membrane
Cellular component (GO): plasma membrane
Molecular function (GO): inward rectifier potassium channel activity
Source: RefSeq, a predicted model, not a curated record